This is a messenger RNA of Linderina pennispora, 682 nucleotides long. RefSeq names its product mitochondrial inner membrane protease subunit IMP2. Gene Ontology annotation, cellular component: membrane; mitochondrial inner membrane peptidase complex. Bases 1 to 528 code for a protein of 175 amino acids. Gene Ontology annotation, biological process: mitochondrial respiratory chain complex assembly. Lineage: Eukaryota; Fungi; Kickxellomycota; Kickxellomycetes; Kickxellales; Kickxellaceae. The record is from RefSeq and is a predicted model, not a curated record. The transcript has a single exon. Gene Ontology annotation, molecular function: serine-type endopeptidase activity.
AUGUACUGGCGCCGAAUCGCCGCCGGAACCCUGGCGUCCAUCCCCGUUAUAAUAUUCGCCAGCGACAACAUCGCCUCCCUGCAGAUGAUCACAGGCCGCUCCAUGCAGCCAGCGCUGAAUCCCGACAGCAACCGGCUCUGGCGCGACGUCGUUUUGGUUGACAAAAUGGUGCGCGGCCAGAUGAGCUACCAGCGACUGAGGCGUGGCGACGUCGUCACCUUCUAUUCACCGUUCAACCCAGAUCUCCUGCUGGUCAAGCGCAUUAUCGCAAUGCCCCACGACUGCGUGGUGCCGCUGGGCCGUGAAAAUUCGUUUGUGCGAGUCCCCAAGGGGCAUUGCUGGGUUGAAGGCGACGAGUCCUUCCACAGUGGCGACAGCAAUUCCUUUGGGCCCAUUCCGCUGGCUCUGGUCAAGGGCAAAGCUACCAGGGUAGUGUGGCCACCGCAGAGGUUUGGGACGGGUCUGUCUGGGAUGCCCGAGUGGAAGCUGAAGCGUGUAUUUGCCAAUGGCGUCACAAAGUUGGGGUGAGAAAUACCAGAGUGCCAGGUAGAUGUGCAUUCUCCAGUUCUUCAAAACGCUCCAGAAAAAGAGAAGGCGAUUCAGAGCUUGCUUCUCUUUUACUCUAAUCAAUACUAUUGCAAUACAUUGCACGCCAUUCGAUGGGUGUCAUGGUCCUGCUGUC